Penicillium concentricum is the source of this 1005-nucleotide messenger RNA. Its product is annotated as putative mRNA decapping hydrolase. The transcript has 3 exons. Gene Ontology annotation, molecular function: hydrolase activity; RNA 7-methylguanosine cap binding. Gene Ontology annotation, biological process: deadenylation-dependent decapping of nuclear-transcribed mRNA. NCBI's taxonomy places the organism in Eukaryota, Fungi, Ascomycota, Eurotiomycetes, Eurotiales, Aspergillaceae. Gene Ontology annotation, cellular component: P-body; nucleus. Bases 1 to 1005 code for a protein of 334 amino acids. The record is from RefSeq and is a predicted model, not a curated record.
AUGGCCGACUUCCCAGACGCCGACAAGAUCGCUCCAGAAGCACUAAUCACCAAAUUCCAAGUGAGCAAGCUCCUCAAACAAGACCAAAAUGGCCGACGAAUUGCCCUCCUAGGCACAAUCGACAACACACAAGGCAUCCUAAUAGCCGAGCGAGCGGCAUUCGCAACCGAAUCCCUUGCCGUACUCCAAGCCUUCCACGCCGCAAUCUCCCGAAUCAACAACCUAGGCGAUAACGACAUCUACCGCUGGUACCUAGCCUCAUCAAGCGGCAACACCACGGAUCCAACACCCGCCGAAGCCGCCACCCACCCGCAGCAAGACCUCAAACUCAACCUCAUCUGGCCAUGCACAGCACAGCACAUCAAGAAGUACUCAGACCAGCAGCUGCGCAUGGUAACCGAGACCGCGGAGAUAUACCGCACGCACGUGCGGCCGUACAUGCAAGCGAAGCGCGAGGAAGGGCGACUGAACUGGGUUUUUAAUAUCCUGGAGGGCAGGACUGAGCAAGAGGAUGUGAUUAUGCGGGAUGAGGGACACGGGCCUGAAGAUGGGUUUUUGAUGUUGCCUGAUUUGAACUGGGAUCGGAAGAGUAUGGGGUCGUUGCAUUUGUUGGCUUUGGUGCAGAGAAGGGAUAUUUGGAGUUUGAGGGAUCUUAAGAAGAGUUUUGUGCCUUGGUUGAAGUAUUUGAGGGAUAGGGUGCUUGAGGCUACGGUUUCUAUGUAUCCUGGUUUGGAGGAGGAUCAGAUUAAGCUUUAUGUUCAUUAUCAACCGACCUACUACCAUUUCCAUAUCCAUGUUGUCAAUGUUAUGCUCGAAGCUGGAGCGACGCAGGCAACGGGUAAGGCUUUUGGACUGGAGAACUUGAUCUCGCAGCUUGAGACUAUGCCUGGAGAUGGGGAUCCUAGUUUGGCUGAUGUUGAUUUGACAUACUUCCUGGGCGAGGCUAAUGAGCUUUGGACGGGUAUUUUCGAGCCGUUGAAGCGGGGAAAGCAGCCUGGUCAAUAG